Messenger RNA from Closterium sp. Naga37s-1, 3285 nucleotides. Lineage: Eukaryota; Viridiplantae; Streptophyta; Zygnematophyceae; Desmidiales; Closteriaceae. The record is from the annotation of a GenBank genome assembly.
AUGACUAGUGUCGUAUGUCCCUCCUCGCCUUCUCGCUCCCUCGCAGGUCUUUACCGGGCUGGUCGACGUGUUCGGCGAGACGCGGACGGCAACGCGUGGGGGUACGGCAGCUGCAUCACGCGGGAGAGCUUCCAGGCGUACGUGAACGAGACGAGCUACGCGCGCCCCUGGGUCUCCGCCAUCAGCUGGAUCGUCUUCGUCACGCACGCCCAGCGAGCCGAUUUUGAGUCUAAGUUCGGCGUGACGAUCAAAAGUGAGAGCACAAAGCAGCCGUCGCCCCCGCGCGACUGGUACGCUGUGUUUCUGUACAUCUCCCGCGGGCCGCUCACCAACAACAGCGAUUGCUGCUACGAUGGGCGGCAGUACAGCCGGUUCAAGGAGGCCAUAGAGCACGGCAUCAAGACGCUCAACACCACCAUCACGCCCACCUUCGCCCUCGCUGCCAACGGCAACCGCGGCCUCGGCCUGGGAUUCCCAGUGCUGAAGAACACGACAGACGGUGGGCAGGAGAUGAAGGGCAUGAUCGGCGCGGUGAUUGACAUGCAGGCGCUCAUCGACUUCCUUCUCAAGAAGCUGCUCUCUGCCUCCGCGCCCUUCAAGCUGCAGCUGUACGAUGUAACGAACCGCACUGCACCCAUCCCGAUGUACGACAGCGAGCGCACCGACGGCUACACUACGCUGCCCGACCAAACGGUGGCGCCCGCCUCGGACGAGCUGCUGCAGCCAACCAGGUUCCGCCACGUGGAGCCCAUUGAUCUCCGGGACCCGUCUCGUCAAUACGAGCUCUGGUGCCGGUACACGGAGAGUGACACGGUGGCGUGGGGAUGGAGCUCGCUGUCGUGGGGAGUGCUGCUGCUUGUCGUAUUCAUCCUCGUCUUCUACAUCCUCCUCACCAUGGGAAGGCAGAACGCCGCCAUGCGCCGCAACUACCGCCGCAUGGAGGCCCUUAAAGCCCGUGCAGAGGCGGCUGACAGGGCCAAGAGCAACUUUUUGGCGACGGUCUCACACGAGAUCCGCACCCCCAUGAAUGGCGUUCUGGGCAUGCUGGAUUUCCUGCUGGAUUCGAAGCUGGACGCGCAGCAGCAGGAGCACGCGCGCAUGGCCAAGGCGUGUGGGCAGACGCUGGUGUCGCUGCUCAACGACGUGCUCGACCUCGCCAAGGUCGAAGCCGACCGCCUCGAGCUCGAGCACCUCCCCUUCAACCUGCGCUCUUCUGUCGACGACAUUCUCGACAUCUUCCGCACCAAGUCUCAGGACCUGGGGCUAGAAUUGGCGGCACUGGUGGACCCCAACGUGCCCGAGGUGGUGGUGGGGGAUCGCAUUCGGCUGCGCCAGGUGGUGGUGAACCUCAUCGGCAACAGCAUCAAGUUCACCCAGCGCGGCCACAUCUUCGUCCACAUCUCCGCGCCCUUUGCCGCCAUGCCCGUCCCCUCCUCCCUCCCCUCGCCCCUCACCCUCCGCUCGCGCUUCAACACUCUCGCCGCCUCCGCCCCGCCCGCCUCCCUCGCGCUGGCCAAUCGCAAGCUGACAGCUGGCGACGGCUGGGGGUUGCACUCCGCGGAGGUCCAGCUGGCGUGCUCGCCGCUGCGUCAGACGGGGCCGAUCUCGGCAUCGCUCGCCGCGAUUGGCCGGAGCAUCUCGCGCGGUUACCAGACGCUGUCCGGCCGUCCGACCUCACUGGUGUGCGGGCCGGGGGGGGCGGCGGGGGCGGGUAUGGGGCAGCCUAGCUGCGGAACAGGCGACCUGGUGGGAUGCUUCCCUGCGCUGCUUCAGCCGGGGUAUUCUCAAAUGGAGGAUGGGGUGUCUGUGGGGAUUCAGGACGGGGGGAUGGAGGAGAUGGAGGGGGGGAAGGGCGGGGAGGGGGAGAUACUGGUGGGCGAGGGGGAGGGGGAGGGCGCGGAGGGGGAGAAGGAGAGGGAGAAGAGGGAGGAUACGAUCACGCUGCUCAUCACGUGCGAGGAUACUGGGGCGGGUAUUCCGCUGUCGUCUCAGUCCAAGAUCUUCCAGCCCUUCACGCAGGCGGAGAGCAGCACGGCGCGCACGCACGGAGGCACGGGCAUCGGGCUGACCAUUUCAAAGCGCCUGGUGAAGCUGAUGGGGGGCGAUAUGACCUUCGUGAGCGAGCCAGGCGUGGGCACCACCUUCGUCCUCACUGUCAACCUCGGCCUCAUGCCGCCCCGCAUCCCCCGCUCCGUCCCCACCUCGCUCCCGCCGGACCUCCUCCCGAUGCUGGACGACGACCCCGAUGCUGCCGCCAUGAUUGAGAAAUUCCUCAACCGAGCCGUGCUGGUGGUCGACGGGCUGCAGGUUCGGCAGCGGGUAGCGAGCAGCGUCUUAUCCCGCCUCGGGAUUACCCCGAUUCCGGCCACUGACGCGGCCUCGGUGCCUGCGAUUGCCACACGGGGGUUCCUGCGCGGCCCGCCGCUGCCUGGGUCGGCGACGUUUGAGGAUGAUAUCCGCCCGUGGGAUGCCAUCUUUGUGGAUAAGGACGCGUUUGGGCCCAAGACUGGGUUUCAGGUUGCAAAGGCGAUCCGAGAGGCGUUUGCUGCGGCGGAGAAGGGGGCAGGGGAGAGGGGCUUGGGGGAGGUGAUUCAGGAGGAGGGUGGGGAGACAGGAGCAGGUGCUGCUGCCAAUGGUACCAGUGGUGGUGGUGCUGGUGCGGGGGGCAGCAAGGGGCGCAAGCAGCCGCCGCUGAUUCUGGUGGCGUGUCGGUUGGAGGCGGAUGAGAAGGGCGAGGUGGAGGCAUGCGGCUUUGAGGAGCGCUUGCUCAAGCCCCUCCGCAAGUCCAUCGUUGCUGCGUGCCUGGUGCAGGUGUUGGGCAUAAUGACCACGAGUCGCAGCAGCAACACGCAGAAGCAGCAGCGCCGCAAGGCCAUGCACGCGCUCAUUGGCGGUCGCCGCAUUCUCGUGGUGGACGACAAUGUGGUGAACCAGAAGGUGGCAACGCGCAUGCUGCAGCGCUAUGGGGUGCUGUGUGAGGCGGUGGACAGUGGCAUGGCGGCGCUGCAGGCCGUGCAGGAUGCGGAGGGGAGAGGGCAGCCGUUUGAUGCCAUUUUCAUGGACGUGCAGAUGCCCGGCAUGGACGGCUACGAGACGACGCGGUCGAUCCGGCGGAGGGAGAGGGAGAGCGGGGCGGCAGCGAUCCCCAUCCUGGCCAUGACAGCUGACGUCAUCAGUGGCAGCCGCACGCGCUGUGAGGAGGCGGGCAUGGAUGGGUUCGUGCCGAAACCCAUAGACGAGGAGCAGCUGCACGCCACUCUCUGGAACUGCUUUGGCCGGGCUUAG